CUUCCUCUGGCAUCCCUGCGCUUCCACGCUGAUUCUGCCCUUGCUUUCACUGCCUACUCCUCGCUGCGUUUUAACCUCUCUUCCUCUUCUCCCUUUCCCUUGCAUUUGUUUUCCUCUGCGUAUCGUUUUAUUGCGAUAUAUAAACCUCGGCAAUUCCAACUUGGCGGGGCCAAACUUCCCUUUCCCGCUGGCAGACCAGGGAUCCGGCCAGGCCGUGCGGUGUGGAGGCAGGCUGGCAGGAGCUGGGGCGCAGCGCACCCCUGGGGGUGCUGCCCACCUCCUUCCCAGAGCAUCGGCGCCCCGGGGAGCUCCCCCCUUCAACAGGUUUUGGAGGCUCACUGACACCAUGGCGCUGAGGCUCCCAGGAGCGGGGUCCUUCUCUCUCGUUGGAGUCCUAGUCCUGGUUUUGGCUCUCCCUGCUGAUGCUGGGCUCUCUCAGAAGCACGUUUCAGACGUCGUUGAUGACAGCAAAGACAACAUCACCAUUUUCACCCGCAUCCUGGACAGGCUGUUGGAUGGGUACGACAACCGCCUGAGACCUGGGCUUGGAGACAGUGUAACCGAAGUCAAGACAGACAUUUACGUGACAAGUUUCGGCCCUGUCUCGGACACAGACAUGGAAUACACCAUUGAUGUCUUUUUCCGGCAGUCCUGGAGAGAUGAAAGGCUGAAGUUCGAUGGUCCCAUGAAAAUACUUCCCCUGAACAACCUGCUGGCCAGCAAGAUCUGGACUCCUGACACCUUCUUCCACAACGGGAAGAAAUCUGUUGCCCACAACAUGACAACACCCAACAAGCUGCUGCGCCUGGUGGACAACGGCACCCUCCUGUACACCAUGAGGCUCACGAUCCACGCCGAGUGCCCCAUGCACCUGGAGGACUUCCCCAUGGACGUGCACGCCUGCCCGCUGAAAUUUGGGAGCUACGCCUACACGAAGACAGAGGUGAUCUACACCUGGACACUGGGGAAGGAUAAAUCCGUGGAAGUGGCCAAGGGUGGAUCUCGCCUGAACCAGUACGACCUGCUGGGCCACGUCGUUGGGACAGAGAUGGUCGAUUCCAGCACAGGGGAGUACGUUGUCAUGACCACACACUUCCACCUCAAGAGGAAGAUCGGCUACUUUGUGAUCCAGACCUACCUGCCCUGCAUUAUGACUGUCAUCCUGUCCCAGGUCUCCUUCUGGCUCAACAGAGAAUCAGUUCCUGCCCGGACGGUUUUUGGUGUCACCACCGUGCUCACCAUGACCACACUAAGCAUCAGCGCAAGAAACUCGUUACCCAAAGUGGCGUACGCGACGGCCAUGGACUGGUUCAUAGCCGUCUGUUAUGCCUUUGUGUUUUCUGCGCUGAUCGAAUUCGCCACCGUCAACUACUUCACCAAGCGCAGCUGGGCCUGGGAUGGCAAGAAGGUGCUGGAGGCCCAAGAGAUGAAGAAAAAGGAGCCGGUGGCACUAGCGAAGAAAACCAACAACACCUACAACAUUGUUGGCACCACCUAUGCCCUCAACAUCGCCAAGGACCCCGGCCUGCCCACCAUCUCCAAGAGUGCUGCUGCCACUGCUACUGCCACCAACGUGCCCCCGAAGAUGCCCCGCCUGGAGGAGAAGCUCCUGGAGAGCAAGAAGACGUACAACAGCGUCAGCAAGGUAGACAAGAUGUCCCGCAUCGUCUUUCCAGUCCUCUUUGCCAUUUUCAACUUAGUCUACUGGGCCACGUAUGUAAACCGGGAGUCAGCUAUCAAAGGGAUGAUCCCCAAACAAUAAAACCAGUCACACAAACCUUCCAUCAGUGAGCAUCAUCCAAGCAGGAAUUCUCCAGGGCUUUCUUCUUUUCUCGUUUUGUUUAAUUAUUAUUGUUCAUUUGAUAUUAUUAUUAUUAUUAUUAUUAUUCCUAUUAGAUCACUCUUUUAUAACGUAAACAAAACUGUGAUUUUAAUUUAAUCCCUAUAUACUUUAGUUUCGUUUACUUUGCCUCUGAUGAUGGGAGUUUAAAAAAAAAACAAAACAACAAAGGGA
Messenger RNA from Chiroxiphia lanceolata (lance-tailed manakin), 2014 nucleotides. It is a transcript of the gene GABRA3, whose product is annotated as gamma-aminobutyric acid type A receptor subunit alpha3. Gene Ontology annotation, biological process: monoatomic ion transmembrane transport; gamma-aminobutyric acid signaling pathway; regulation of postsynaptic membrane potential. The record is from RefSeq and is a predicted model, not a curated record. NCBI's taxonomy places the organism in Eukaryota, Metazoa, Chordata, Aves, Passeriformes, Pipridae. The coding region runs from base 347 to 1762 and encodes 471 amino acids. Gene Ontology annotation, molecular function: inhibitory extracellular ligand-gated monoatomic ion channel activity; transmitter-gated monoatomic ion channel activity involved in regulation of postsynaptic membrane potential; GABA-A receptor activity. Gene Ontology annotation, cellular component: neuron projection; GABA-A receptor complex; postsynapse. The transcript has 10 exons.